This is a messenger RNA of Pyrenophora tritici-repentis Pt-1C-BFP, 1020 nucleotides long. Its product is annotated as AdhP, Zn-dependent alcohol dehydrogenase. The record is from RefSeq and is a predicted model, not a curated record. Gene Ontology annotation, molecular function: oxidoreductase activity; zinc ion binding. Lineage: Eukaryota; Fungi; Ascomycota; Dothideomycetes; Pleosporales; Pleosporaceae.
AUGAAGGCAGGCCAGUGGGACCCCAAACAACAAAAAGUCGUCAUAAACGAUAUCCCUAAGCCCUGCGAAAACCCAAAUCAAUUCCUCGUUAAAAUCAAAUCUGCCUCACUAUGCCACUCAGACUUGAUGAUGCACAUGCGGCCCCCAGACUACGCUGUGACCAUGGGUCACGAAGGCGUCGGCCACAUUGUCUCUAUGGGCACCUCCGCCGCCACCCACGGCUUCCGUGUCGGAGACGCCAUCGGCUUCGGCUACUUCAUCGACUGCUGUUUCGAAUGCGAAGGUUGCAUGGUGCACAACAUGCACUGCGAGACCGGGAACCAGAAACUGCAAGGUGUGGUUGUCGAUGGCUAUUUUGCAGAAUAUGCGGUUGUAGAUUGGCAGAAUGCUAUCAAGUUGCCUGAGACGCUGGAUAUGAGUUGUACUGCGCCGCUGUUUUGUGCGGGGAUUACGGCGUUUCAUUCGGUGGAUGGGUGUGAGUUGGAAGAGGGAGAGUGGUUGGCUGUCGUUGGCUGUGGGGGUUUGGGACAGUAUGCUAUUCAGUAUGCUAAAGCGAUGGGGUAUAAGACCAUUGGUCUAGACAUCAGCGACGCUCAACUCGAUAUGGCGAAAAAAGUCGGCGCAGACGCUGUCUUCAACUCUAUGACGAACAAGAACUAUGUGGAAGAGGUCAAGAAGCUCACGGGUGGAAAGGGAUGUCAUGCCGCUGCUGUUUACAGCGCUUCAUACGCUGCAUAUGCUGGUGCGCCAGAUGUCCUGCGUAUAGGUGGCUUACUUAUGGUUAUUGGUAUCACACCCAAGGGACUCGAUUUUGUGUCGACUCUCGAUCUGGUGCUAGGUAAGUAUCGCAUCAAAGCUGAUAGUACGGGGAUCCCGCAGCGGAUGAGGAAGGCGGUUGAGUUUACUGGAAAGCAUCGGAUCCAGCCGGAAGUUGAGCUUCGCAAGAUUGAGGACUUGCCGCAAAUGGUCGAGGAUAUGGAGAAUGGGAAGGCGGAUAAGAGGCAGGUGGUUGUAUUUUGA